Messenger RNA from Penicillium macrosclerotiorum, 804 nucleotides. RefSeq lists its product as uncharacterized. The transcript has 3 exons. The coding region runs from base 1 to 804 and encodes 267 amino acids. Lineage: Eukaryota; Fungi; Ascomycota; Eurotiomycetes; Eurotiales; Aspergillaceae. The record is from RefSeq and is a predicted model, not a curated record.
AUGGAAUCAUCAGACCAGCUCCCACUAAGCCCAAGCCCAGAGGCGGUUGAGUCGGCCACCAGCCUCUAUAACGACGUCAAUCUCAGAUUUCCUCAGGCCAUCAGAAACUUUGAGUCCAAGUGGACGGCAUGGAUUAAUGUCUGUGUUACGGAAUCUCCAAGUUUGUACUCAUGUACAGAAAUGGAUGAGUUCAAUACGGUCAAGACUCUCGGUUGUAAGAUUAUCCCAUUUGUGGUAUAUAAGCUUGCAAAUGACGUCGCUUCCCAGAAUUGGUGGGGUGUAUUUUUGUAUAACAAGCUAGAGUGGGACACCGACUAUUUCACUAAACGGACUAGGCGUCUAGCCUCCCGAGAAGAGGCGCAGUAUGAAGCCAUCCAGAUCGUCGAGCUCAACUAUAAAAGAAAUAGAAUCGUCGAAGAACUUAUUUCAGCGUGGCGAAUUCGAACUCCCUUCGACGGAAAGGUGAUACACAACGAUUUUACCUCCCCUACAGACACCGACGAGUAUAGAAAUCUCGUCAAACUGGGCCCGAGUAUUAUCCCGCAGAUAAUGGUCGCAUAUGAGCAGAUGCUUGGCGGGGCCUGGCACGAUUUGCUGUAUGAGAUGAUCCACGGCCAUAGGAUGGGCUUGAUGUGCUACCAGAAGCCCAGCUUGUAUAAAGAGUGGGAGAAGUUCUUCAACGAGCGCGGUUGGGACCAGGCUCCCAUGUAUGUUCCUCGUGAAGGAGAUCUUACUAUUCCCGAUCUUGAAGAGAUAAGAGCUGAGUGUUCUAUCUGCCAGAGGGUGAAACCUAGAAAGUCUUAG